UUAGCUGCGUCAGGCGUGGUCGUUCGUUAGAGACCGCAGUAUAUCCGAGUCUGGCGAGUUGUAUGAGUCGGUCUUCUGUGCUGUUGCUUCUUCCCGACCUUUGUUGGCAGGACUGUGUACAUAUAUGCGCGCGUGCGAGUGUGUCAGUGUGCGCGCUUGGCAGAGAGAGGUCGUUUAACUUUUUCUCCCUCGACCACCCCCCCCCCCCCUCUCCUCCUGUUCCUACCGUUGUUUUUCUUUUACUUGCCGAUCCGGUGAAACGAAGAACAACGUCGUUGAAAUCGUCGGUUCUCUCUUUUCUUCUUCUUUUUUUUUUUUUGUUUCUCUCUCUCUUUUUCGCGAAGCAACAAAACAUACCGGGGAACUGGCAAUCGAUAAUGAAACAAUGCACAGAAAAGUGAGAGUGAACGUGACCACGUUCGGCCGGUUUGCCGACAGCGUGAAUCACCAGCAGCAACACCGGCGUUCAUGAGCCCACGCAGCGGUCCUAACCGAUGCACGAGAGAUUUCUCUCUUUCUCCUCCCUCUUUCGCUCUUUUUCUUGCCACCCUCUCUCUCUCUCUCUCUCUUUUUACUCUUCGCUCCUAGUACUACACGUUUCACGCUCCUCCCUCUGGCACUCGAGUGCCGCCUCGCAAAUUUGCGUACGCAAGUUUUCCCCAGUUUUCCACUGUGACAGAUAAUAAGUAUUACGCAGAGUCACAAUACGUAACACGCCCGUUCUUUCUCUUCCAUUUAUACUUCUGUCCAUUUCCACGGAAUAAUUAGAUCACUCUGUGUACAAUAUACACGCUUCUUCUCAGAAAGAACGAGGGCAAGGAACAUGACGGAACUUUGAAUUAUCGUAAUUUCUUGACGAUAAAACGAAAGGACCAAAUUAGAGGGAGAAAGAGAGAAAGAAUCGUGCCGUAGAGAGGAACCGCGCGAGAUGUCGACGGAAAAUCAGAACGGUUCUGCCGGCACGCAGAGCAACGGGAUAAAAACGACGAUCGGCUGGUCGUCGUCGACGAGAACCGUUACGAACAAUUCGUCGUUCUUGCACACCAGCAACUCGAUGCUGAACCGUGACAAACCGCGUCAAGUGCCACCGCCGACAUUGCCGAAAUACACGUCGAGUUUUAACGCCGGUUGGAAUGGCAGCAGCGGCACCGCCGAACGAUUGAGCAGAGAUCGCGAGGUUGGCGGUAGUUACAGGCUAGCGAGCCUCGACAGGCUUGCUCUUAGGCAAAGGAUACUCGACGGGGAGAAACCGAACGGCGACACCACGUCGAUACAGGCGAAGCGUGAGCUAUUCUUCAAAGGCGACAACGCCGGAAUAAUAUCGUCACCAUCUGUGCCGUCGGUGCCGCCCCCGCAACCACCGUCGCAGGCCCCGUCGUCGAUGAGCACAUCGUCAACGAGCACGUCGUCGACGACGACCACAACAAUCACAACGCUCGCCUCGCCUAACACAGUACCACCGCCAGCCUCCUCGACCGUGUACACAAGUGUCACAUCGUCGGCGCCUAGUUCCAAGCCACGAUUACCUCCGUCCACGGUGAUUCUAAAUCAAAACGAUGCAUCGGAGGACAGCAAUAAACGAGAAUCAAACAGAGCCACCGAGAACAAGGAGACUGCUGUUCUUCAUCAUCCACGACCAACACCACCGACCAAGCCCAAGGAGCUCGACGGUUACGUGGGAUUCGCGAAUCUGCCCAAUCAAGUUUACAGAAAGGCCGUUAAAAAGGGAUUUGACUUUACCCUGAUGGUUGUCGGUUAGUUCGAUCUCUACUGUUUCUCUUUCCCUUUCUCCUUCUGAUUUCGAUCAACCUAAUUUGGAAUCUUUUUCGUUUUUCUCCUUCUUAACA
Molecule: messenger RNA, 1847 nt
Organism: Frieseomelitta varia
Lineage: Eukaryota; Metazoa; Arthropoda; Insecta; Hymenoptera; Apidae
Gene: pnut
Exons: 4
Coding region: 929-1759 (276 amino acids)
Source: RefSeq, a predicted model, not a curated record